AUGACGACCAUAAACUCAGUACCUCUGAUAUUAUUCGUUCUUAUUUGCACUCAAUUAAAGAUUAUCACCUCAUCGAAAUCGUUUGCCAUUGAUUAUAAAAAUAAUCAAUUUCUACUCGAUGGCAAACCGUUCCAGUAUAUCUCAGGAAGUAUCCAUUAUCAUCGACUUCAUCCAAGUCAAUGGAACGAUCGCCUCGCUCGUGUGAGGGCAGCCGGUUUGAAUGCGAUUCAAUUCUAUAUUCCAUGGAAUUAUCAUGAAACUUUUGAGGGGAAGAUAGACUUCUCGGGAAGUAGGAAUGUGACUCGUUUCCUGGAAUUGGCAAUGCAGAAUGAACUGUAUGCUCUGGUCAGACCUGGCCCUUACUCAUGUGGCGAGAUUGACGCCGGUGGACUUCCGUGGUGGUUACUCAAAUAUGAAGAUAUUGUAAUGCGAACAGCUGAUUCCAGAUUUCUCGAAGCCGUUAAGAGAUGGUGGGAUGUUCUGUUGCCAGUUUUGAAGCCAUAUUUGCGUAAGAACGGUGGCCCCAUAUUGAUGUUGCAAAUGGAGAAUGAAUACGGCAGCUAUGCGGCUGGAUGUGAUCGUGACUAUACAAUAUUUCUAAGAGAUUUAGCAAGGCAGCAUUUGGGUGACGACGUCGUUUUAUAUACAACCGAUGGUGGAGAUGAGUCUUAUUUGAAGUGUGGUAAAAUUCCCGGUGUAUACGCCACUAUCGAUUGUGGUCCCACAUCGCCGGAAGGAUUCAAUCACAGCUUCACUGCACAACGUCAUUUUGAGCCAUCUGGUCCUCUCGUGAACUCUGAAUACUAUCCCGGUUGGUUCUCGUGGUGGGGUGAAAAAGCAUCCGGUGAUCAGCCAAUCGAGAACGUUUUAAAUGGCAGUGUGUACAUGUUCGAAAAGGGUGCCAGUUUCAACUAUUAUAUGUUCCAAGGAGGAACGAAUUUCGCUUUUUGGGCUGGUGGCGAGCUGGAGGAUUCGAUCACGACUUCAUAUGAUUUCUGGGCGCCUUUAUCAGAAGCCGGCGACAUAACGGAGAAAUAUCUGGCGAUACGAAAUUGGAUUAAAACGAUUCCGCACUGGCCGAAUCCACCAAAAGACAUUCCCAAGAAUAACUCGAAGUCAGCAUAUGGCAAAGUGCAGAUGAAGAAGGUGGAUUCGCUGGUAUCUCACGAAAUGCUCGCUGUAAUGUCGAAAAAGUGUCCACUGAUAAAGUCAAAGUAUCCGAUGUCGUUCGAGGAGCUUCAGCAUCCUUUCGGAUUCGUCGUUUAUAAGACGAAAUUACCCGUUGCCGGUGGUAAUCUCUCAGUACCAGGUCUUAAGGACUACGGAUACGGAUACCUGUUCAAUAACUUCGAGAAAUGCAGUAAAACAUGGAUGGUGAUUAAGGCUGAUGCAGGAGACUAUCUCUCUAUCAUUGUAGAGAAUCGUGGUCGUCUAAUCAUUAACAAUUAUGGAUUACCAACGGCAAAUGACCCAAAGGCUUACAUGGUCGGUAAACUUAUCGAUAAGAAAAUGUGCGGCAUUCUAUCGAACGUUACUCUGAACGGUGUUGUUAUCGAAAACUGGCAUCAUUACCGAGUUCCGCUUCCGAAUGUUCAAGACGAAACAUUCGAUAUUUUCGAAUCGCUCUUAAAUUCAAGGCAAUCCAAGUUUGACAUCGAUCCACUGCAGUGGAUUUUCCAUCCUUAUUGGCUCAGUCAAUUGAAUUUUCAGCUACAGAAACAACGAACGCUUUCUGGCGAUCCUGGCGUUUACGUUGGGCACUUUAUGGCUGAAACACGCCAAGACACGUUUCUGGAUCCAACCGGUUGGGGUAAAGGACAAGUCUUGGUGAACGGCUUCAACAUUGGACGUUACUGGCCCGGUGUUGGCCCUCAGAUAACUUUAUAUGUUCCGUCAUCCAUUAUUGGAGAGGUCAAUACCGUGACGUUGCUGGAAUUGACUGGAGCACCAGCUUGCAAACAAGCUGUCUGUUCAAUUGAACUCAUCGACCAUCCCAUAGCCAAUUAUUCAGUUUCUAGCUUAACACAUCAUUCAGGGCGUCACGGCAUGCACAAAAUAAGAAAGCUUAAGAAGAAUUCAACGAGGCUAUAA
Molecule: messenger RNA, 2091 nt
Organism: Anisakis simplex (herring worm)
Lineage: Eukaryota; Metazoa; Nematoda; Chromadorea; Rhabditida; Anisakidae
Source: the annotation of a GenBank genome assembly